Abrus precatorius (Indian licorice) is the source of this 4125-nucleotide messenger RNA. Its product is annotated as TMV resistance protein N-like. The coding region runs from base 292 to 3993 and encodes 1233 amino acids. The transcript has 6 exons. NCBI's taxonomy places the organism in Eukaryota, Viridiplantae, Streptophyta, Magnoliopsida, Fabales, Fabaceae. The record is from RefSeq and is a predicted model, not a curated record. Gene Ontology annotation, molecular function: ADP binding. Gene Ontology annotation, biological process: defense response; signal transduction.
GGGAGCGAACUGAUUCAUCCGAUAGGUUUGAGCUGAGUUUAUUAUUAUCUGUAGUACAUACCAUUGUUCUUAAGCGACGCAGUUCGUGGUCUUGGUUUAGGGCUUUCCCAAUUUGUUCUGGAAAAGGCGUCUGGAAAGGUCCAUUAACGUCAAAUAUAUCCUACACGUGAAGAUUCUGGAAUUUCAUCGCUGUGUGCAGCACCUACCAACACUUUCAUAAGCUUCACAACUUGUUUCUUUGCGUUUUUCUGAAACUACAAGCUCCCCAUCAAGGUUGUUACAGUAGUUUUCAUGAUACAGCGAAUGAGUUCCUCUUCUUCCAAUCAUGGCUGGGCUUUUGAUGUCUUCCUCAGUUUUAGAGGCAAUGACACUCGAAGUGGCUUCACUGGCAACCUUUAUAAAUCUCUUUGUGACAGGGGAAUCAAAACCUUCCUAGAUGAUGAGGAGGUUACAAGGGGGGAAGAGAUUAGGCCAGCUCUUUUUAAGGCAAUUGAGCAAUCUAGAAUUGCCAUUGUUGUUUUCUCUAAAAACUAUGCUUCCUCAACUUAUUGUCUUGAAGAACUUGUCAUAAUCCUUGAGUGCAUAAUGAAAAAGGGUCGAUUGGUUUGGCCAAUUUUUUACGGAGUGAGUCCAUCUUAUGUGAGGCAUCAAAAAGGUUCUUAUGGAAAAGCAUUCGCUAAGCUUGAAGAAAGAUUCAAGAAUGACAAGGAGAGGGUGCAAAAGUGGAAGCUAGCCCUCCAAGAAGCGGCUAAUUUAUCUGGUUGGGAUUUCAAAACCAAACAUGGGUAUGAAUAUAAAUUUAUUCAGACGAUUGUUGAAGGGGUGUCCAAAAAGAUAAAAUGUAGCCCUUUACAUGUAGCUAAUUAUCCAGUUGGAUUGGACUCUAGAGUACAAGAGGUAAACUCACUUUUGAAUGUUGGAUCCAAUCAAGGAGUAAGCAUUGUAGGGAUUUAUGGAGUUGGGGGAAUAGGUAAAACCACAAUCGCAUGUGCAGUGUAUAAUUUCAUUGCUGAUCAUUUUGAAGGUCAGUGUUUUCUUGCUGACAUUAGAGAAAAUUCAAUGAAGUAUGGCUUGGUACAUCUUCAGGAGACAAUACUUUCUGAAAUAGUUGGGGAGAAGAGUAUCAAGUUGGGGAGCAUUAAUAGGGGAAUGGCAGUGUUGAAAAGCAAGCUUCAACGAAAGAAAGUUCUUUUGAUCCUUGAUGACGUUGAUAAAUUGGAGCAUUUAAAUGCGCUUGCUGGAGAUCUUUCUUGGUUUGGUUACGGCAGCAAAAUCAUUAUCACAACAAGGAAUAAGCAUUUGCUACACAUACAUGGUGUUGAAAGAACAUACGAGGCAGAAGGAUUAGAUUACAAAGAAGCCCUUGAGUUGUUUAGUUGGCAUGCUUUUAAAAACAAUGAGGUAGGUUCAAGUUACACGGAUAUCUCAAAGCGUGCAAUACUUUAUUCCAAUGGCCUUCCUUUGGCUUUGGAAAUUUUAGGUUCUAACUUAUAUGGUAAAACAUUGUCUGAAUGGAAAGCAGCAUUAGAUACCUAUGAAAGAAUUCCAGAUGAAGAUAUUCAGAAAAAACUAGAAAUAAGCUAUGAUGGUUUGAAAAGAAAUGAGAAGGAAGUUUUCCUUGACAUGGCUUGUUUCUUUAGAGGUUACAAUUUAAAAGAUGCCAUAAGUCUAUUGCUCCAGGGUCGUGGUUUCUCACCAGAAUAUGUUAUUCGAGUGUUGAUUGAUAAAUCUCUCAUAAAGAUCGAUCAGUAUGGUUUUGUAAGAAUGCAUAACUUGGUAGUGGACAUGGGUCGAGAAAUUGUUCGGCAGGAAUCACGGUCAGAACCUGGCAAACGAAGUAGAUUAUGGUUUUAUGAGGAUAUUGUUGAAGUUUUAGAAAAUGACAAGGGAACUGAUGCAAUUGAAGUGAUCAUGCUACGCUUCCCAAAGAACAAGGAAGUUUGGUGGAAUGGAAGUGAGCUCAAGAAGAUGACAAACCUCAAAAUACUAACUAUUGAAAAUGCUUGCUUUUCUAGAGGCCCUGAACAUCUCCCAAGUAGUUUAAGAGUAUUAAAAUGGUGGGAAUAUCCUUCACCAUCUCUGCCACCUGAAUUUGAUCCAAGGAGACUUGUUACGUUAGACUUAUCAUUCAGUUGCAAAAUAUUGGGACAACAACUCCAACUCAUGAAGUUCAAGUCAUUGACUGAAAUGGUUUUAAGGGGGAGCAAAAUCACACGUGUACCUGAUAUGUCUGGAGCCCAAAAUUUAAGGAAACUGUGUCUUGAUAACUGCAAGAAUUUAGUAGAAGUUGAUGAUUCCAUUGGGUUUCUUGAUAAACUUACAUGGUUCACUGCUAUUGGAUGCACCAAUCUAAAGAUUCUUCCCCACAGCUUCAAGUUAACAUCACUUGAAUAUCUGUCUCUCAGAAAAUGCUCAACUCUCCGCCUUUUGCCAAAAGUAUUAGAAGAAAUGAAACACGUAAAAAAUAUUGAUCUGUGUGGAACUGCUAUAGAAGAAUUGCCAUUUUCGUUUAGGAAUCUCACUGGGCUUAAGUAUUUAGUGCUGGAUAAAUGCAAGAUGCUUAAUCAGAUCCCAAUUACUAUUUUGGUGUUACCAAAACUUGAGAGAUUGACAGCUGUAAAAUGUGGACGCUAUGUAAAUUUGGUCCUUGGUAAAAGUGAAAAACAAAAAGGAUUGGGAUCAUCAGAAUCUUUCAAGGAUAUUACAUUAAACUACCAUGAUUUGACACCUGGCUGCUUCCCCAAUAUAGAAUUCCUAGUCCUAACUGGCACUGCUUUCAAAGUCCUUCCUGAAUACAUCAGUCAAUGUAACUUUCUGAAGAAUCUAGUUUUGGACAAUUGCAAGGAGCUUCAAGAAAUCAGAGGGGUUCCCCCAAAGAUAAAAUAUCUCUCGGCAAUAAACUGUACAUCAUUGACUCAUGAGUCUCGAAGCUUGUUAUUGAAUCAGAGAUUACAUGAGGGUGGGGGAACAGAUUUUUCCCUUCCAGGAAUAAUGAUACCAGAAUGGUUCGACCAUUGUACUAUGGGACCAUCCCUGUCUUUCUGGUUUCGCAACAAAUUUCCAAGGAUAGCCCUAGCUGCUGUUGGAGUUUUGGACAGGCAAGGCAGUUUUCCCAAGUCAGUAUUCCACUUGCUUAUUAAUGGCAUUCAAAACCUGCAUUGCCAUUUUACUGCACAGUCAAAACUAGUCACGUAUCAUAUAUUUUUGUCUGAUGUACUGUUCAAAUCCUACAAUGGUGAAUUAGAAAGUGUAUAUAGGGAUGAUGGGUGGAAUCAUGUUGAGGUUUCAUACGUGGGACCAAGUAUGAGGGCUUUCCCGCCCACCCACAGAGCCAAGAAAGGAAUCAUAAAAUGGAUGGGAAUUCAUGUUUACAAGCAAAAAACAAGCAUGGAGGAUGUCCGGUUCACAAAUCCAAAGUCUCCGAAGAGAUUAUAUGACGAAUUUUCCAAGCUAGAUUUGAACCAAAAUUUUCGACCUUCGCCCAAAAGAAGUCGUGGAUCACAAGGCAUGGAAAUUUGCGAGUCACCACAUAUAGACCACCAUCAAGCUAAUAAUAGUUAUCAGGGUGUAUCAGAAAGACUAUGGUUGGCAAUUUACAGCAUUAUAGCUCCUCUAGAAGUUAAACUCCUAAUGUUCAGCAUUUGCCAAAAUGCCUUGCCAACAUAUGAAUAUCUGUUCAAGAGGAAGCUUGUAGAUAGCCCAGUGUGUCCCAUUUGUGAAACAGAACCUGAAACUCUUGAGCAUGUAUUCCUGUUUUGCCCAUGGACACGACCCCUUUGGUUUGGAAGUGAUUUCCAGUGGUGCAUUGAUGUCAAUUCAGUUCAAAGCUUUCAACUUUGGCUUUACAAGAAACUCGAGGAGAUUAAAAGGGUAUAUCCAGAAAAUGCGAACCAAAUCUCUGGUCUGGUGGUAUAUAUUUGUUGGGCUAUUUGGAAGGGAAGGAAUGAAUUUGUUCUUGAAGGCAAACAUGUCAAUCCUUUGAUUUUAAGGUAGGGUGUCUGUAUAUUUACAAUAAGAAGAGACAUACUAGCAAUAUGUUUAACACAAUUUUUAACCCACAAUGUGAAUGGUUCUCGUUUUUUUCUUUUUAAUUCACUUUUUAAAAAUUAUUUAACUUUUUAAAAG